AUGCCACCAAAGUUUACAUCGUCUCAAGUUCGAUUGCAAUAUUACAUUAAAAUAUUUUUUGUUUUUAUGUACGUCUUAGGAAUAUAUAUUAUAAUACAAAUGGGCACCAUAUUGACGUCAAAAGGCGACAUUGAUAAGAUAAUGGCAACAUUAUUUUUUGAUACUAUAUUAAGAUUGAUCGCAUUCACGAAAGAUGAUUUAAGCAAAGUCGUGGAUCCCGUUGAAAUGGAAAUUAUUUACAGGCAUGAACGAAGCAUUUUGCGAGAUGCCGUUGUCUUUAUGUCUUUUGGAAAUCUUACAUUAAUAGGAUGGACCAUGGUGCCAAUUAUUAUGGGACGAAGAGUGUUGCCGAUGGCAGCCUGGUACCCUUAUGACUCAAAUCUAUCACCUUAUUACGAGCUGAGCUACUUUCACCAGAUGUCCGCAAUGGUCAUAAUUGCCUACUCCAACAAUUUCUUGGAUGUGAUGGUCAAUUCCAUUGCCAGACAAUUGUGCUGCCAGUUUGAACUAUUGAGGAGACGUCUUGAAAGAUUCACAGAUGCUGAAGGCGAUGAUGAAGAACAAUAUGAAAGAUUAGUUUAUUAUAUAAAAUAUCAAAAGAUGCUUUAUGAAUCGGUGGAGGACACGGGGAAUAUAAUAUGUCCCAUGGCUUUUGCUCAAUUCAGCGUCAGUGGUAUUGUUCUUUGUUCUACACUAUAUCGUAUGUCCACUCAAAAUGGAAUACUUUCUGCUAUACCUGAUAUAACUUAUCUUCUCACGAUGACAUGUCAAGUGUUUGUCUACUGCUGGAACAAUAAUGAACUUAAUUACCAGAGUACCGUAUUAUAUCAAGGACCAUACGCCUGCGAAUGGACCAAGCAACCUGCAAAAUUUAGGCGAGCGCUCCUUCUUCUGAUGACAAGUUGCCAAAGACCAAUAUUGUUACAAGCUGGAGGAAUUAUUCCUAUAACUAUGCAGACCUUUAUGACAAUUGUGAAAUCUUCUUACACUUUCUUCACCAUGGUGAAUCAAGUUAUGGAUUAA
Messenger RNA from Ctenocephalides felis (cat flea), 1023 nucleotides. RefSeq names its product odorant receptor 49b-like. The record is from RefSeq and is a predicted model, not a curated record. Lineage: Eukaryota; Metazoa; Arthropoda; Insecta; Siphonaptera; Pulicidae. Bases 1 to 1023 code for a protein of 340 amino acids. Gene Ontology annotation, molecular function: odorant binding; olfactory receptor activity. Gene Ontology annotation, cellular component: plasma membrane. Gene Ontology annotation, biological process: detection of chemical stimulus involved in sensory perception of smell; sensory perception of smell. The transcript is spliced from 8 exons.